Messenger RNA from Ceratitis capitata (Mediterranean fruit fly), 955 nucleotides. RefSeq lists its product as hypothetical. The coding region runs from base 217 to 630 and encodes 137 amino acids. Lineage: Eukaryota; Metazoa; Arthropoda; Insecta; Diptera; Tephritidae. The transcript is spliced from 3 exons. The record is from RefSeq and is a predicted model, not a curated record.
CUUUCCGUUCAAAGGCAGAUUUAUAUCAUUCCGAGUGGUACCGCUGGUAGCUACAGUAGUGUUCGACCGACUUUAAGUGUAGUGCACAAAGCGUUAAAGAAAAGUAGUACGGACUUACGGUGAAAAUUUAAAUAAGAGUAUUAAUAGCAAUAAAAAUAAAAAUUGAAUUAAAAUUUAAAUAAAAUUAAAUUAAGAAUAAUUUAUUAAUAACCCAUAAUGCAGUACUUGCUGAGCUUAAUCUUUUUGUCAUAUUUAUUCAUAAUUCAGGCAGGGAAAUUACCUGAGGUUGUGUUAUACGAGGGUGAUGAAUGUGUAACCGCAGAUUACGAUGGCAAAUGCACAUUGGAGAAACAGUGCCCACAUUUAGAGGCCACUAUGACACGAAAUGGUCUGUAUGCCAGAGAUGUUGGCCAUUGCGGCUAUACCGUGUAUGAAGAGAUCAUUUGUUGUCCCACCGAUACCUCACAACAUCCGCUGUCGAAAAAAUAUUUUGGCGAGAAUCAGGUUCGCCGCUCUAUAACAUUAAUCAUCACCACAACAACAAUAAUACAAGCGGAGAAAAUUGGCGAUGACUUGAUAUUUAGUAAUUUUAGUAGAGCAAUUAAUACACAAUCAAUUAUAAGUAUAUAAGUAUUAAUACUUUUUGAAAUUCGUUAAACUAAAUUAAACUAAAUAUCACUAUUUUUGUAUUCGCAAUACAAACAGCAGGCAAACAUUCAUUGAAGCGUGAAAGAAAAAUCGCUUGCUUUUGAGAUUCAGCUGCUCAUUAAAUAGUUUGCACAUUCAUUAAAUACUGAAAAAACACGCUAUUUCUAUCUGAGUUUACAGGAAAGGUAUUCAUGUUUUCUUAGUUCCUCCCUCAUGCGGGAUUUAAAUAAAUUCCCGCUUAUCUUUAUCAACUGUUUUUUGCGCAUAUUCUUUGUAUUGAAUGGAAUGGAGAAUAAGAAAUAAUAAU